This is a messenger RNA of Schizophyllum commune H4-8, 670 nucleotides long. RefSeq lists its product as uncharacterized. The coding region runs from base 186 to 557 and encodes 123 amino acids. Lineage: Eukaryota; Fungi; Basidiomycota; Agaricomycetes; Agaricales; Schizophyllaceae. The transcript is spliced from 2 exons. The record is from RefSeq and is a predicted model, not a curated record.
UUUUCUGGUCCUAGAACAGCCGCGCUACCGAUUGGAUGUCCUUCUCGCUCUCGCCGCCCAGCCGUGACGUUGUCUGCGCGUUGUCUGCGUCACCGCUUCCCGCACUGCUCGUCUGCUGGCCGACAACGCCCCCAUCGACACAUCGAUCCUAGGACCGACAAUCACGCACUGCCUGGCGACAGACAAUGCAGUUGAAUGCACGUGUGCAUUGUCUGCCUAGCUCUCGGCGAUUGUGCGGGGUAAGCGCCCGCUGCCAGGCUUCCUCCGCAUGUCAGCACGGCGAGAGUAAUCAAAAUUGUGCCGCCGCGAGCUCGCUUUUGCGUGAGCACUUCUACGUGCUCGGUCUCAUAUGCAGCUUUUCUCAGCAAGGUUGUUACGGUUUGUUCACCUUCGCCUGCGCCCCGGUGUUGGGUCAACUACCCUCAACUCAGAAACAAGGACUUUCCUUAUUAUCUUGUGAGAGAUAUAUCGGAUGCAAAACUACUACCCGCUUGUGGCAGAGACCUAGAGAUAUGAUGCAUCGCGACAGACGCUCUGGAGAACGCUUCUCUCCUUGAAAAACUACUGAAGAAUUAUUGUCGGCGUUUUGAUGCACGAGGAAUGUUGAGAAAAUUCGAUGGCUCGCGGGGCGAUGGCCGCGUCUUGGGAGACACCAAGCACAUAUAUCCAU